Molecule: messenger RNA, 321 nt
Organism: Pieris macdunnoughi
Lineage: Eukaryota; Metazoa; Arthropoda; Insecta; Lepidoptera; Pieridae
Source: the annotation of a GenBank genome assembly
AUGGCGGAUGGGUCGCCAGAGGAUCGUGCGUACCCGAAACAAAUGAAUGAAUUAACUUUUUCCGCAACCGACCCGUCCCAUGGUGACAUAAAAAAGUGCAGUGAACAUACAGUGGACGGCAGAGUGAGGUUAUCGUUCUAUACUGAACUAGAUGAGAGUGAUUCGUGUGAAAAAUGUGAGACACUCGGCGUGGCCGCUAAUCGCCCCGCGGCAGACGCAUCGAAUUCCCAAAAAACUACAGGGUCCCAUACAGAUGACAGUGACGACCGGAAGAAGAGAUGCUUCGACAGAUAUGAUAGCUCCGAAUCUUCUGACAGGUAG